CGGCGCGUCGUUACUAUGGCAACGCCGCAUGCCGCUGCCAUUUUCCAACAUGGCGCGUUGCCGGGUAACGGCUCCGCCCUUCCGUCUCCGCCAAUCAGCGGGCGCGCCUGCCCGGAGCGCGCCCCAAUAGGGUGGGGGCGCGUCUCACGUGACCGGAAGUCCGCUCUGGCCGGCGCUCUGAGGCGUCUCGAUGGUCUGAGCGCCCCGCGGGAGCUGCCGCGGGGUUUGGGGGGAAUUUUGGGGUUUUUGGGGUUUUGGGGGGUCCCAGCGGGUUCUGGGGACCCUUCGCUGCCCCCUUUCUGCUGCCCCCGAAGCGGCUCCGCCGCCGCAGGCGCGCCCCGCCAUGGCGCAGGCCCGGGGGGUGAACAGCCUGCGCUUCAACCAGGACCAGAGCUGUUUCUGUGUCGCCAUGGACUCGGGGGUACGGAUCUUCAACGUGGAGCCCCUGAUGGAGAAGGGACACCUGGCCAGCCCAAGUUCCCCGACGCCUCAGUGCUGAUCUGGGACGAUGCCCGCGAGGGGAAGGACAAGCUGGUGCUGGAGUUCAGCUUCCCCAAACCCGUGCUGGCCGUGCGCAUGCGGCACGACAGGCUGGUGGUGGCCCUGCAGAGCCGCCUGUACGUGUUCUCCUUCCCCCACCGGCCCACCAAGCUCUUCGAGUUCGACACCCGCGACAACCCCAAAGGGAUCGUGGAUCUCUGUCCCAGCCUGGAGCGGGCCCUGCUCGUGUUCCCGGGGCACAAGUGCGGCAGCCUGCAGCUGGUGGACCUGGGCUCGGCCAAGCCGGGCACGUCCUCGGCGCCGGUGACGAUCAACGCGCACCAGAGCGAGGUUGGCUGCGCCGCCCUGAGCCCCCCGGGCAGCCUGGUGGCCUCGGCCUCGCGCCGCGGGACCCUGAUCCGCCUCUUCUGCACCCAGAGCCGCGCGCGCCUGCUGGAGCUGCGCCGCGGCACCGACCCCGCCACGCUCUACUGCCUGGCCUUCAGCCCCGACUGCUCCUUCCUGUGCGCGGCCAGUGACAAAGGCACCGGGCACGUCUUCGCCCUGCGGGACACGCGGCUCAACCGGCGCUCGGCGCUGGCGCGGGUGGGCAAGGUGGGCCCGGUGCUGGGCCCCUACGUGGAGUCCCAGUGGUCGCUGGCGAGUUUCACCGUGCCGGCCGAGGCGCCCGGGGUGUGCGCCUUCGGCAGGGCCGGCCGCAGCCCCAGCUCCGUCAUCGCCGUGUGUGUGGACGGCACCUUCCACAAGUACGUGUUCAGCCCCGACGGGAACUGCAACCGCGAGGCCUUCGACGUCUUCCUGGACAUCUGCGACGACGACGACUUCUGACCCCCCCGGGACCCCCCCACACCCGGGGGACCCCCCCACACCCGGGGGACCCCCAAAACCUCGCUGCCCCC
Messenger RNA from Haemorhous mexicanus (house finch), 1400 nucleotides. RefSeq names its product WD repeat domain 45 (gene WDR45). The transcript has 10 exons. Gene Ontology annotation, cellular component: extrinsic component of membrane; phagophore assembly site membrane; cytosol. The coding region runs from base 16 to 1329 and encodes 437 amino acids. Gene Ontology annotation, biological process: protein lipidation; nucleophagy; protein localization to phagophore assembly site. Gene Ontology annotation, molecular function: protein binding; phosphatidylinositol-3-phosphate binding; phosphatidylinositol-3,5-bisphosphate binding. The record is from RefSeq and is a predicted model, not a curated record. NCBI's taxonomy places the organism in Eukaryota, Metazoa, Chordata, Aves, Passeriformes, Fringillidae.